Silurus meridionalis is the source of this 3652-nucleotide messenger RNA. It is a transcript of the gene slc45a4b, whose product is annotated as solute carrier family 45 member 4b. Gene Ontology annotation, molecular function: sucrose:proton symporter activity. Gene Ontology annotation, cellular component: membrane. NCBI's taxonomy places the organism in Eukaryota, Metazoa, Chordata, Actinopteri, Siluriformes, Siluridae. The record is from RefSeq and is a predicted model, not a curated record. Gene Ontology annotation, biological process: transmembrane transport.
UGGAUGUGAGGGCGGAGACGGGAUUUUGUGAGUGCAUGGCAACCAGCUGAACACAAUAGACGAGCGGCCGUUCAGCAGCAGAUGUGAGAGGAGACGGUGUUUGAUUGGACGGAGGGUUUUGGCGUCUGGUGAAUAAAAAGCUGCUGAUUAAUCCAGAUUUCACCUGAUCACUCCAUGGGGCUAUUCAGGGAAGCGUGUGCCUGUGCUGAUCUUCUCCUCCUCGUUGUCCUCCUUCUCCCCUUUUCCUUUUUCAGACUCCAGAAAAUGAUGACUCAUUACUUAGCCAGAAAUGGCUGUCUAUGGAUUUGUAUUAGCCAAAGCAAGUGGUAAAUCUUUUGCUAAUAGCAUAUGGAGCGGCCUGAGGUUCAUCUGGUAAUCAGAAACCUUGGUGGAUGCGUGUCGAUUCUGACAAAUCCUCGUGGUUUUUCAAACCUAGCCAAGAAGCUGGAGUUUCUCUGUUUGGGAUCCAAGUAAAAAAAGCUCUGUUCUUGAUUCGAGUUAGUUCUGCAUUCAGCUCGCUGAUCAACAUGGUGCCCAAGAAUGUAGAUUCUGGGGUCGUGCAAAUGCCGCACGUAGACCUAGAGCCUGUCAAGUCUUCAGAAAGCAGAAUAAAUGGCGUGAAGAAAAUGGAAGUUUCUGAAAAAUCAUCCAGCGAGAGCACGGUGGAUCACGUCUCCAAACGCCUGUGGGUUAUGCACGGAGCGGUCAUGUUCGGCCGGGAGUUCUGCUAUGCCAUGGAAACAGCUCUGGUCACACCUGUGCUACUGCAGAUAGGUCUUCCCGAGCAGUACUACAGUCUGACAUGGUUCCUCAGCCCCAUUUUGGGUUUCAUCUUCACACCUGUGAUCGGCUCAGCGAGCGACCGCUGUACUCUCAGGUGGGGUCGGAGAAGACCCUUCAUUCUGGCUCUUUGUGUAGGAUUACUGCUUGGUUUAGCUUUUCUCAACGGCUCUCUGAUGGGCCUGAGGGCAGGAGAUGUUCCUGGUAACCAGCCCAUUGGGAUCAUUUUGACAGUUCUAGGUGUAGUGGUGCUGGACUUUUGUGCUGAUGCUUUAGACGGACCAAUCAGAGCCUACCUGCUGGACAUCGCUGAAGGAGAAGAGCAAGACAUGGCCCUGAAUAUUCAUGCCUUCUCUGCAGGUCUGGGUGGAGCUUUGGGUUACAUGCUUGGAGGUUUGGACUGGACAGACACUUUCUUGGGACAUGCAUUCAAAGCCCAAGAGCAAGUGCUGUUCUUCUUUGCUGCCAUCAUUUUUAUCAUUUCUGUGACUCUUCACCUUUUUAGCAUUCAGGAAAGACCGUCUAAUACUCGUCUGCAGGACUUAUCUGAGACUGAGGAAGUGGAAAGCUCCUCAUCCGUUCACCUUAACGAGACUCUUCCCAGGACUCACCAAGUGCCGGAACUGGACCUCAUUAUCGAAGAGGAUCCUUUUGAAGAUUAUGAGGACAAUCAGUCUGAGACCGAGGUCCAAAAGGACUUCUUGAAUGUAAUGAGAAGUAAAAGUGACUCCGUUCUUGCUGUACCCGACACUACCAUUGCACUCGAUCCAGAUUUGGACCUCGAUCAGCACUUUCUCCACAACGCGGAGCCAAAUUUAUUCCAGGAUUUCAGCGCUGAGAUGUCGUUUGAAUAUUGCCCAAACAGCAGCUGUCCGGCAAAUCACUGCAAAUCACAGACAGAUUCUACAAUGAGCAACGGCCACCCCAAUGGUUUCAAGGCUGUCAAUGGCGACCUUGCUGAAGAUGCCAAACCAAAAUGCGAUAUGAACCAUCAAAACAAAGCCGGUGUUCGUCAUUCUAACGGAACAGUCCGCUGUCGGCAUCCUUCAUUCUACCGACAACCUUCGUUUACCUUCUCUUACUAUGGCCGAGUGCGCUUCCAUCGGCCUCGUCGCCGCAUCAAUUUAGCUCGCCCAAUCAAGUCAUCGCAAAGCCUGAACGACAUCGACAGGAUAACAAGACUGCAGGAGCGUUGCAGGCUGCAGAACAGAGGUAGCACCUCAUCCGGAACGGAUGCGGAAGAUGACAACGAGAGCGAAGAAGGAGAAGGAAGUGGCACUACUGUGAAACUGCUUUGGCUGUCCAUGUUGAAAAUGCCUCCACAGCUCUGGCGCCUGUGUGUGUGCCAUCUCCUUACUUGGUUCUCCAUUAUCGCACAGGUUGUUUUCUAUACUGACUUCAUGGGACAGGUCAUCUAUGAAGGAGACCCAAUGGCUGCUGCAAACACUACCGAGCUUCAAAACUACCAUAAGGGAGUACAGAUGGGCUGUUGGGGGCUAGUUAUCUAUGCCGCCACUGCUGCCAUCUGCUCAGCUGUGCUUCAGAAGUACCUUGACAACUACGACUUGAGCAUCCGAAUCAUCUAUAUGAUGGGAACUCUAGGCUACGCUGUGGGCACGGCUGUAAUGGCCAUCUUCCCCAAUGUUUACAUCGCCAUGAUAAUGAUAAGCAGCAUGGGAUUUAUUUCUAUGAGUAUAUCCUACUGUCCUUAUGCUCUGCUCGGGCAGUACCAUGAGAUCAAAGAGUACAUCCGGCACAGUCCAGGAAACUCUCGCCGAGGCUUCGGUAUCGAUUGUGCCAUUCUGACGUGCCAGGUUUACAUUUCUCAGAUUUUGGUGGCGUCAGCUCUCGGUGCAGUCGUGGAAGCCGUAGGCUCGGUGAGGUCUCCCGAUGCUGGCCUCAGGGGCUCCUUCGUUGGAUUUCUAGCUGCUGCGUUCCUCGUCAUUUACCCUGACACAGCUGAGGAGGACGAUGACGAAAACGUACAAGCCCCAAGUACAACCUGAGCUUGUAGAUGAUUAAAAUACCAGAUUGCCUGAGCAAUAGAAUGUUGUAAUGGUCACAUUUUCACUGUGAUUCGUCAGGGGAAAUUAAGUGUACUUCAAAAUCAAACUUCAAAUUCCACUGGUUUAAAAAUUGCACCGCUCCAACAUGGUCAUUACGUGCCUGAGGAGCGUAACUUUAACAAUCCUGGUGUGAUCUAAUUGUCAUUAUAGAAUAUACAAAAGCAGAAUGCAUGUUUUUGUAAGGUACAGAAAACCAGCUGUGUUGCUUCUGGCAUUGUGCUAAAAGAAAAGUAUUUACUUUUUAUCUGAAUGGUACUAAAUAUUUCAGUUUUUCUCUUGGAUAACAGUUUCACACUGAAUUGAGCAGUUUUGCAUCAUUUCAGUCACAGCGUUUUCUACUGCCUUGAUGAUGAUGGCCAUGCUUCUUGCAAGGAGUUCCCUUAUUUCACACAGUCAUCAAUUAGUUGCUUUUGGAACAACAAAUCGAGCAAGAGGGAAUUUACUGAUUUAGUACGUUUACAGUUUGUACCUUGUUUUUUUUCCAUCCAAUAUGCUGGAUUACCAUUAGUACUUGAAUCAGAAGCGCUCAGGGGAAUAUCUCUCUCUCUCUCUCUCCCCUUCUUUCUUUCUCUCUCUCUUACAUGCACACAUUAUACAAUUAUCCAAGAUGGUGGUGAGUUUAUGUCACAGCACAUUCCCCAUUCCCACAAUUAGAUUGUGCUGUGGCAAUGAUCACAUUUCUUUAUUAUAUUAACAGACUUGUUUAUAAAAAGUUAAGAGAAAAGCAUCAGUUAAAACAGGGUUUUUCCUAUUCAAUCCUCUCUCUCUCUCUCUCUCUCUCUCUCUCUCUCUCUCUCUCUCUCUCU